Messenger RNA from Ectocarpus sp. CCAP 1310/34, 4098 nucleotides. The record is from the annotation of a GenBank genome assembly. NCBI's taxonomy places the organism in Eukaryota, Phaeophyceae, Ectocarpales, Ectocarpaceae.
GUCUCCUCUUCGGACCGCUCGCGUGUAGUCACCCAAUUAGCGCGGUGUACGCGUAGGGAAAGUGCGCCACCAGGGGAGGCGCUCCGGUUGGAUAUCUAUCCUCUGGUGCAGCGUUGCCCAGGGAGAGCCAGGCACCCUGCCUAAUCUUGUGUGUUGUGUUCUUCUGUGUAUAAGGAGAUAGAUGAAAGAGCGCGGGCGAGAGCGAGGCUGCCUGAAAAAUAUGGCGAUGUUGAGGAUGGCUGCCGCAGGGUUGUUAGGCCUUGCGUCCUCCGCGUGGGCGGCGACCGUCACGGUGGACCUCCAGCCGUGCAUCUUGGCCCCCAGCAAAAUUACCCAGGACAACGGAGACACGCCGGACGCCUACGUGACGUCUACCUUCUACAAGGGCUACUGGGGAGCAAAGCAGGUGACCUUAACGGGGACGAGCGAACUCACCAACUCGUUGACCUCCGGUAAGUGCAACGUCGUCUACGUCGGCAUCCCGGUCACCGAGGCCCAGAAGGUCCAGCUGCAGGACUAUUCGCGGACCUUCAAGGUGCGCAUCGUGUACUUCAACGCCGCCGAGACCGCCAACGACCCGGAGGUUAACUCCCGCCUCGGCAUCUCGCAGGAUUUCUCAGAGCCCCUCAUCUCCGCACCUUUCAUCGCCCUCGCCACCGGGGGCGCAGCGGUUGCUCGCGUGGUGCCGUCCACCCUCGUCACCAACCCGCGGGAGUUCAACAUCUUCACGAGGCCGGUGCUGGUCACCAACUUGGCAACCACCGGAAACGGCACCGCCACGGUCAUGGCCGAGUACGUGGACGACAGCGGGGCCAACGUCCCGAGCAGCCUGUCGUUUCCUUCCGUGGCGGCCAUGGCGUACGCCAGCAACGACGGCUACGAGGAGCUCCACCUCUUCUUCUCCGUCGCCUGGUUCGACACCGGCUCUUGGGCGUGGGCACACUUCUUCAUCGAGUGGGGCACCAAGGGUGUCUUUCAGGGAGAGCGGCGAUUCUACCUCGCCGGCAUGGUGGACGAUCUAUUCCUCGCGACCGGGGUGUUCGAGUAUGAUGGCGACACCAACGAGGGGGCGGAGGUACGGUUGACGAGCAGCGACAUGAGCGCCUUCGCUUCGUUCGAGAGCAGCCUUAACUCGCAGUACGGCUCCAGCAUCGUCACUGAGUGGCCCUUCAACGGCCUGGGCAUCCUGAACGUGGUGAAUUCCGCAUUCGUCCUCGACAUCGCGAACGCUGACAUCGCGCUGCUCCCGAAGGGUCAGCAGGUCAACGGCGACGGCAUUGACCCCCAGCUCCCCGUCGGCUGGCUGGCAACCGCCGUCCCCGGCAUGACCGCCGAGUUCGCCGCCGGCUCCUGGUCCACGGACGGUCUGCUUGGAUGGGUGCUGGCCAACCUGGACACGUUCUGGUGGCAGAGCCACACCCUCUCGCACCUCGCGAGGGAUGACCUGGGAGAGUCAGACUGCAGCAUCGAAGACGGCGGCAACGCGCAGAUUGCGGUGCUGACCGGAAUGUUUAACAGCGACAACUACAACUGGCGGAGCCUGACUUCUCCGGGUAUCACGGGACUGUUCAACAAGUUUUGCCUGACCUCCGCGACAAGCAACCUCAUGACUUGCGCACCCGGGGACAACACGUACGACGGAGUCCAGACGGACGUCAGCCUCAUCUCGUCGGUCAGCCAGUUCCACUCCAUCUACACCACCGAGUCGAACAACGGCUUCUCCGGCUUCCAGAUCGUGCCCCGAUACGCGACGUUCGUGUACUUCAACUGCGCCACCGGAGACUGCCUCGUCAACGAGAACGAGUUCAUCCGCCGCAAGACGUGCGGGUGCUCCAAUCUAAACCCGGCCGAGGACAAGGGGUCCUGCUCUCUGUGCGAUGACAUCCAGUCGUUCGGCAGCGUCGAGGCCCUGUACGAAACGGAGGCCAAGACCACCACGCGCCAGAUCCUCAUGGGUCGCAGGGACAAGUACAUGUUCCACCAGGCUAGCAUCGUCCCGUAUUGUCCCACAUUUCACCCGCCAACUAUUCGGUUAUUGGCCGGUUUUCCCAUUUUUGUACCACACACGCUCGUCGCCAGGGACAAGUACAUGUUCCACCAGGCUAACGUCGUCCAGAACUCGGCGGUGCCCGGGGGGUCUCUGCUAGCGUACUGGUACCAAGAGGUCAUGAAGCUCUUGUCUCAGUUCAUCUCGUUCCCCGUGACGUCCAAAAAGUUCGACGACCACUGCACGGAGUUCGGUCUCCACGAGGACCUGGAUUCGUCGGAAGCUCUCCUGACGGCCACCGUGGACAACGUCUCUGGAGAGAUCUCCGGUAUCUCCCUCUCGGCCUCGGGCACCGCCGGGGUGAUCCCCUUGACCGUGCCCAGCACUUUGACGAUCCCCACCGCGGGGCUCACCGUCGGCAGCACCACCACGUACGGCUCCGACACGACCUACUACAUCGCUACCACCUCUUCGGCCGUGCCGUCGCCGGCCUCUGCGCCUCCCUCGAGCUCGCUUGCCCCGAUCGGCGAGGUCGUCACCUCUACCGAUCCAGGUAGCAAUACCACCGAUCUCGUGGCUGCCACCCAGGCAGCGGCCGACGGCGGGGGCGACGCAUCAACGCCCAUCCUCGUCACCAACCCCCCCACGAUUGGGACGGCGCCCGCCGCCGCCAAGGUCACGGCCGACCUUGUUGUGCCGACACGCGCGCCGGCCGCUGCCGCUGCAGCUCCUUGACCUGUGGUGGCUGCCACGGCGGCUUCGGCAGCGUUCUCUACCUAACCCUUCAGCCCGGAACCGCCAUCACAUCAGUUCAACAGGCGACCACGACCGCGCCGGUUGCCGGUGUUGCGGCGGCCCCUACCCCGGACACGGCCUAGUCCGCACAACCUGCCGAAGAAUCCGCCCGGGCGCAAACGCGUCAACUCGUUUACGGCGGCAGGACGAGCGUCCCACCUUGGUUUCGGGUGUCUCAGUUGUUUUGUAGGUUAUUCAGUAAUGGAAAGUAGUGAAGCGGGGGAGGGGGGAUGACUUGUAUGGGAAGAAGGUUUGGUCCGCGCGUCCGAUAUCUUGUUUAUCUCGCUCGCGCUGCUGCUGUGCAUUUCCCCCCCCCUCUCUACCCGGGUUUCUACUACGCUCGGGUGGUCUCGACAAGUUGUUUUUCUCCACACCAAUAAUGACACCGUCGGCGAAGAACCAAACGCCGGGGCGCUUCUACCCGGCCUGAUCCGACCGAUCGAUCUAACUCUCUCUCUCAUGUCCGAGAAUUCGAAUCUGACGCGUGACUCUAUUCUUUUAUUUUUCCUGUGUUGCUGUUGUAUGCACGUUAUAUAGGUUUAGUUGCCGUUGAUGUACUUUAACUGGAGUGCCGCUGAAGCGCGCCACACGUGAACUUGAAAUUGCUUGAUGUGUCGAUGAAGUAGCUCUUGGUGUACUUCCGAUCGCUGUUUGUACUCGCAGUGCGCUGCCUGCUGGAAUUCUUCGUUUUUCUUGUCAGUUAUUUUAUCUCAGGCCUUUUUUUUGCAAAUAUUUGAUGGAAAAGUAAAAUAUUGAUGGUCGUUGCCCAUUUCGUCCUGUCGAUUUUGUAGCCCUUCAGUCAGCUCGAUGAUGGUAUUCGGCGUGGCGCCGGUAUCGCAAGUCUGUUGCCACUUCCGCGGUACGUCUCUCCCAUAGUGUUUUGCUCAUCAGUGCGGGAAUCUGCCGCUGGAGAACGACAGUGUUCACCCGAAGGUGUUUGUUGAAGCGGCGUGGUUGGUCGGUUGGUACAUGCUUUGGCUGACGCACGCUGUUUCGAAGCCAUGCUGGAUGCCUCUUUUUGUUCUGUUCGCAAGAAUAGAAAAUACGGUUGCAAGAUGAAAGUAGAUCUUGCGGGGUGAUUUUUCCUCCGCAAAAACAUGCGCACGGUAUGUAGAUAUUGUUUUCCGGGGUGACUUUUCUUUGCCCGCCGCAAGAACAUGCUACUCGGUAGGAGUAGUACGUAUGCAUACGGUAGAUAUGUCUUUUCGUGGUGUGAGGGACCCUUUUCGUUGGCGAGGCAACAUCAUGUUUUUGCUAUGCAUCAAGGCGGUGUACUGUACGACGCGGACUGAUAAUACAAAAGGAAACAAGAGCUU